AUGUUAUCAUCCGAGCGUAAAGCUGUCCUUGUGCUGGCCACCACCUCUCUGGUCACAUUUGGUGCUAUCAUCAUCGUUGGUUAUAUAUUCAAUGAUAUCAGCAAAUUCUACGAUAACUCCAUGGCGAACAUCGUCGAAUUCAAGUUUAUGCAACGUAUCAUGGCAAGAACAUGGUCCAGCGGCGCCAUCAGGAGGGCACACAACGGACGUAGCCUUCAGGAGCUCUUGAACGAUUCAAUAACGAAGAGAAACCAAGACUGCAACUGCGCACCGCGAGCAGAGAAAUGCCCUGUAGGACCUCAGGGACCACCGGGAGAAGCGGGGAUCCCGGGAGAAAACGGGCCACCCGGAGAAGCAGGUAGACCGGGAACGCCAGGAAUAUCUAUCACAACGUCAUCGCCUGGCGGAUGCGUCCAAUGCCCCGUGGGACCACCAGGACCACCGGGUAAUGAUGGCGAGAUAGGCUCACCUGGACAGGAUGGACAACCUGGAUCUUCCUAUACGGGCACAGUUUCUCCAAAACCAGGUCCACCGGGUCCGCCGGGAGAUGCCGCUUCCCGCAACAGGACACAACGACAGCGACGUUGUCUUGCCCGACCCUCCUGGUCCACCUGGACCUCCUGGACUUCCCGAGAUCCUGGUCCACCUGGAGACAUUACCACGAGUGGAGCUGGCCCGCAAGGACCACCAGGACCAGAUGGAAAGCCCGGGAAGCCAGGACCAGACGGACCACCUGGACCUCCCGGGGAACCGGGCAAGCCUGGCGGUGAUGGACAAUACUGUGCCUGUCCUCAGCGAACAUCGGCUGCACUGGCGAUUGUCAACUUUGCGUCUGCGGCCAGCGCUAGCCUACUGGUUACUGUAUUAUUUGGAUCUGUAUUCAUCUAUAAGGAUCUCAGCAAUUUUUUCACAACUAUCCAGGAUGAUAUGACCGAAUUUAGGACGAUUUCGAACGCUGCGUGGACAAAUAUGGUCUCGAAACUGUCGAGAAGAACUUUUAAACAAGACAUUUUUCAUCGGAAAAAGAAGAGUAGCGAUAACUGCGACUGUGAAUUUGUACACGAAUGUCCAGAUGGACCCAGAGGACCACCUGGAGAACCUGGAGAAGACGGGGAAGAAGGAGAUCCGGGUCUCCCUGGAAAGAUGGCAAGACGCAGAUUCCCGGAGCACCAGGUUUCUGCAUUCGAUGCCCGCCUGGUGAACCUGGAAUUAAAGGUCCUCGCGGCGAGGAAGGACCGAAUGGGUGAACAAGGUGAACCUGGAAAGAAUGGCAUGAAUGGAAAAGACGGAACGGAUGGUUUUCCAGGUGAGGAAGGAGACGCAGGAGAUCCAGGAUUACCAGGAAUUCCAGGCACCCCAGGACGGGCAGGACGUGAUGGUAUGCGAGGGAGAGGGCAACCUGGACCACCUGGUAUGCCAGGUCAAAUGGGCUUCAAAGGAAAACCAGGUUUUGACGGUGAACCGGGCAAAAUGGGUGACUACGGACCUCCGGGAGCCAUGGGGCCGCCUGGAGACCCGGGAUAUGCUGGCCUGAACGGAGAACAAGGAGAGCCUGGACCACAAGGAUACGUUGGCAAUCCAGGUGGCAUGUGUCGUUGCGAUGACGAAGCCGCAUCUUCAAAAAUACAUUCUGGAGAAGUUAAGGAUCAUUUCAGGAACCAUGACGAUGAGAAGAGCGCAGAUGACGAAGAGUUACGCCAGUAA
Messenger RNA from Ostertagia ostertagi, 1704 nucleotides. The record is from the annotation of a GenBank genome assembly. NCBI's taxonomy places the organism in Eukaryota, Metazoa, Nematoda, Chromadorea, Rhabditida, Trichostrongylidae.